CGAGCGUCCUUGGCGAGCGCACCCACGUGUGGCACAGAAGAGAGAAAGCGGCGUAGCUCAACUUCCGAUAGCCACACGGACGGCUGGCGACUGGGGGAUCACACUGCCUAGUCUCACUGCCUAGUCACACUGCCUAGUCUCUCACUCUACCCAGUCUCACACACUACUCCGGAGAGAUGUGGUGGAAGCCGCUCGCGGUGCUGACGGCACGGACCCCUGCACGGGGCCUGGCUCUGGCCGGGAUGAAGCGGGGUCCACACAGGGGACUGGCCCCCCUCGCGGCCUCCAGAGCAUACGGGACGGAGGAACGCGGCGAACCAAACUCUCCCGAGUACCGCCUCUUCUACAGGAAUGCUCAGGGUCAACUCAUCUCGCCCUUCCACGACAUCCCUCUCUACGCGGACGCCAAGCAGAAACUCUACAACAUGGUGGUCGAGAUCCCUCGCUGGUCCAACGCCAAAAUGGAGAUCGCCACGAAGCUCCCGCUGAACCCCAUCAAGCAGGACGUGAAGAAGGGCAAGCUGCGCUUCACCGCCAACGUCUUCCCCUACAAGGGCUACAUCUGGAACUACGGCGCCAUUCCGCAGACAUGGGAGGAUCCGUCACAUAAAGACGCGGACACGGGCUGCUGCGGAGACAAUGAUCCAGUGGACGUGUGCGACAUCGGCUUGCGGGUGUGCAACCGUGGCGAGGUGGUGAGCGUGAAGGCGCUGGGGGUGCUGGCGCUCAUCGACGAAGGGGAGACGGACUGGAAGGUCAUCGUCAUCAACGCCGACGACCCGGAGUUUAACAACAUCAACUCGCUGGCGGACGUGGAGAGGCUGCGGCCCGGAUACCUGGACGCCACGCGCAACUGGUUCCGGGUUUACAAGAUUCCCGAGGGCAAACCGGAAAACUGCUUCGCGUUCGACGGCAAAUUCAAAGAUAAGGAGUUUGCGGAGGAGGUCCUACAGUCUACACACCGCUACUGGCGAUCCCUCAUCACCGGAGCCACCAGCCCGGGCCAGCUGGACUGCACCAACACCAGCGUGGACGGAAGCCCCUUCAAGCGCGACCAGAAGACGGCGCAGGCCGCACUGCAGGCUAACCCUCCCCUUGGUGCUCCCAAAAGCAUCCCAGUCGAAGUGGACAAGUGGCACUACCUGAGCAGGUAGGAGUGGCAGAAGGAUGUUACUCCAGGUGGUGCUGGAAGACGGUUCAAAUCAUACGGAAGACGGGCCCCGGCAAGAAUGUCAAGACUCCGUGGAUCAUGCACGGGUGGUAGCAGGUUUAAUUGCGUUUUCACAAGGGUGGCGAUGUGCACAGGUGUUGAGAGACAGCAGGACUGGCUAACCGAGUCUCGGCUGGAGACCGAGCUGGGGCGUCCGCGAGCACGUGGUUUUGCACGAGAGGACGCGUCUCCACAUCCGUCAACGUCGUUAAGGCCGCGAUUUCGUCGCAGACGUUUGUCGUAAAAAAAAAAUCACGGCCGAGGUGCGGGGAAAAACAAUGUAACUAUUUGUGGACACGUCUUGGAACGUGGUGCAGCAAAGCAUAUUCCUGUUUUGAAAAGAAAAUGUAUUUGUGAACAAAAAAAUGAAUCGCUGCUCAGAAGUUAAACAUUUAAUUUAACCCAGUGGCUAAUUUAGGUUAUUUGUUUUUUCCCCCCUCUUUGAAUAGACUAUGAUAUAACUGGUUCAAAUACAUUGAAAUGCAGGGAUGUCUGGUUUGCAUCGGGACAGCCCCUCCCACCCUCCCCCCAUAACCACGGUCUAGAAAUCGGUAAUUCCAUACGCGUGAUGUAUGGCAGUUCUUCAAGGAAAUAAAGGAAGCGCCCAAUCUAAUGUUUCUAAAGGAAUUUCCAAGAUUGCAGUGAGGGCUUCGUUCAAAUUCACCAUUUCCGUGACCCCCUGCUGACCUCUGUGAUGAAACCGUUGACUUGGUGAAUUACCAUGAACACGCCGAUGGAGAUGACCGGUAGGGUUCACGUGGACCCGAGGCAGCACAGUUACACUGCCACAGGUCAUUCCUCGAGAACACUUGCAGAUUAUUUAACGAUUUUUAUCAAUUGGUGAUGUAAUAUAUGAUUUUGUCAUGGUGAGAAAGGGAAAGGUGUUGUCAAUAAAGUUUAUUUAACAGUG
Petromyzon marinus (sea lamprey) is the source of this 2120-nucleotide messenger RNA. RefSeq names its product inorganic pyrophosphatase-like. Gene Ontology annotation, molecular function: magnesium ion binding; inorganic diphosphate phosphatase activity. Gene Ontology annotation, biological process: phosphate-containing compound metabolic process. Gene Ontology annotation, cellular component: cytoplasm. NCBI's taxonomy places the organism in Eukaryota, Metazoa, Chordata, Hyperoartia, Petromyzontiformes, Petromyzontidae. The record is from RefSeq and is a predicted model, not a curated record.